Messenger RNA from Eriocheir sinensis (Chinese mitten crab), 697 nucleotides. RefSeq names its product cuticle protein AM1239-like. The record is from RefSeq and is a predicted model, not a curated record. Lineage: Eukaryota; Metazoa; Arthropoda; Malacostraca; Decapoda; Varunidae. Gene Ontology annotation, cellular component: chitin-based extracellular matrix. The transcript has 3 exons. Gene Ontology annotation, molecular function: structural constituent of chitin-based larval cuticle. Bases 152 to 556 code for a protein of 134 amino acids.
UAUCCAACACCGGUUUAUUCCCGAGACCCGCGAGGUUGCCCUUCACCGCCAUGCGCGACCCCGCCGUCACCCGCUCCUCUCGGCAGCUCCACUAUAUAAGCCGGCCUCUCGCUUUCGAGUAGUAUUCUCACACGAUCCUCACACCGACAACAUGAAGCUCGUGCUCUUCUCCUGCCUGCUGGCUUUCGCCGCAGCUGCCCCUCGCCCUGAGUCGAGCGCCGAGACUAUUGUAGACGAACGCAGCGACGCUGGUGAUGGAAAUUUCAACUACCGCUUCGAGACUACAAAUGGCAUCGCCGAACAGAGGACUGGAGUGCCAGGGUCUGCGGGCCAGAGCAACAUGCAGGGAGCCUACAGCUUCACCCUUCCCGACGGUUCCCGCCUGGAGCUCACCUUCGUCGCCGACGAGGGAGGAUACCGGCCAGAGUCCAGCGCUCUCCCCGUGGCUCCCCCCGUGCCCGCCCAUGUGCUGGAAACUCUCGCCCUCGUCGACGAGCUGGUGCGUCAGGGCGCCACUUGGGACGACCAGGGCAGGAGAAUCACCCGCAGGAAGUAAAUCACCGACGACCCUCCAUCGCAUCCCGGCCGCCCACACAGACCCCGGCGCUGCCCCUUAACAACCUUCCUGUACAUAUUGUCCUUGAUAGCUAUGCCUACCCUGCCAUCCAUAUCCUUCAAUAAACUGCGUUAACUAUUA